Messenger RNA from Salvia hispanica, 851 nucleotides. RefSeq lists its product as uncharacterized. The record is from RefSeq and is a predicted model, not a curated record. NCBI's taxonomy places the organism in Eukaryota, Viridiplantae, Streptophyta, Magnoliopsida, Lamiales, Lamiaceae.
GCAGACCCCGCCGGCUGAGCCGUUUUCCCCUUUGAAAAAAACAGACCCUCACCCUAUCUCUACAUGAUUGAGAUCGAUGUUUGAUCUGAAAUCUUCCAAUAUUUUUGUGCAUUCAAUUUGAAUAAUUAUGAGAGACGAUGACGUCCUCCCCGUAUCCACCCCCACUUCUUCAUCAGUAUCUUAUGUAUCGUCGUCUUCGUCUCGGAAGGAAUCUUCCUCGGAUUCCUCCUCCAUCUUCGGCCGCGGCCGCUACAAGUUUUGGGCCUUCGCCGUGAUUCUGAUGCUCGCAUUCUGGUCUAUGCUCACCGGCACCGUCUCCCUCCGCUUUUCCGCCGGAGAUCUCGAUGACAGCUUCGCACAAGACUACCACUCCCCCUCCGCCGAUGAUCUUGACGUUCUCGAUAUGGAGGAGAGGGAGAAGAUGGUGAGGCACAUGUGGGAUGUGUACACCAACAGCCAGAGGAUGAAAUUGGCAGGUUUUUGGCAGGAAGCCUUUGUGGCUGCCUACGAGGAUUUGACUAGCGAGGUACCUGAAGUUAGGGAGGAUGCUAUUUCGGAGAUCGCUAGGAUGUCAGCUCAUUACUUGGAUCUCACCCCGCCUCCACGAUAUUCUUCGUUAUCAUUGGGGUUACGGAAUUUGAAUAUAAAGGAUAAAGAAAAGCAAGUGUAGGGAAACCCAGCACCAGCAGCAGGUAAAUUAGGCUUGAAAAUCACUGAGGAAUGGAAUCAGUGACUGUAACUUGCUUCGGGAAGAAUGUGUGCUGUGUGGAUACUACUUCCUUGUUUUGGAAAUACAGAUUACAUUCUACUUUUGCUUUUUCUCAUUUAUUUCUACAUUUUAUGUUUCUGUA